AUGUCUAAGUUGAAUUUGGGUCCAGUUAAAGCGUUUAAUGUUAUGAAGACUUGUUUUGGCGGUUUUGAAGACGUGGGUGCAAGUAAAGUUGAAUUUAAGAACAACAAAAGGCAAAUUAACUUUUUUAUAGGGGAAUACGACGUUGAGAUGGUUGUGAGACAUUUGGAUGAAAAAAGUCAGUCACAGCCUAAUUUCUCGUACGAUUACUUCACAGAUGAAGAGAAUCGUUUGAAGGGACUUUUUUGGUGUGAUGAUCAAGCCAAACGUAAUUACCACGUGUUUGGUGAUGUGAUUUCGUUUGACGCCACGUAUCGUUCCAACAAAUACGCUAUGGUGUUUGUACCGUUCACUGGUAUAGACAAUCACCACUGCAAUGUUACAUUUGGUGCUGCAUUAUUGGCGUCAGAAACUGAACCCAAAGUUGUUAUCACUGACCAAGAUCCAGCAAUGAAGAAAUUUGUUGACACGAGGCAUCGGUUAUGCAUGUGGCAUGUGAUGCAUAAACUUUCUUUGAAGGUUGGUGUUAGGAUAUGCAAUUCCACCAACUUCAAAGAACGUAUUAGUGGUGUUGUGUGGACGGAUAUUCUUACACCCGAAGAGUUUAAAUCAGAAUGGGAAGUGGUUAUUGGAGAGUUCAAUUUAGCAGAUAAUGACUGGCUCUCUGAUAUUUUUGCACUCAGGGAAUCUUGGAUCCCUGCAUACUAUAGAAUGGAGGAGUUGUCGGGCCUUAUGCGAACGACAUCGAGGUUGGAGAGUGAGAAUCAUGUUUUUGGUCAAGUGUGUAAUUCAAAAGCUACUCUGGUUGAGUUUAUGACUCAUUACGAAACUGCAAUAGAAGCACAGCGUCACACGCAUCGGAAAAAUGAUCAUGAAUCUCGAUACAAACGCCCCUAG
Messenger RNA from Helianthus annuus (common sunflower), 894 nucleotides. RefSeq names its product protein FAR1-RELATED SEQUENCE 5-like. The coding region runs from base 1 to 894 and encodes 297 amino acids. The transcript has 3 exons. The record is from RefSeq and is a predicted model, not a curated record. Lineage: Eukaryota; Viridiplantae; Streptophyta; Magnoliopsida; Asterales; Asteraceae. Gene Ontology annotation, biological process: regulation of DNA-templated transcription.